Malaclemys terrapin pileata is the source of this 2540-nucleotide messenger RNA. RefSeq names its product C2 calcium dependent domain containing 4C (gene C2CD4C). NCBI's taxonomy places the organism in Eukaryota, Metazoa, Chordata, Testudines, Emydidae. Bases 135 to 1445 code for a protein of 436 amino acids. The record is from RefSeq and is a predicted model, not a curated record. The transcript is spliced from 2 exons.
CGGACCUGCUGCCUUCCCCCCCUCUGGCUCGGUUUGCGGAGUCCCUGCCGGCAGAGGGUGAGUGACGGGGGGGGUCAAACUGCCACUCCACCCUCCUUGGCUUCCUCCCUCCCCUCCACCCCAGAAGCAGCAGCAUGUGGCUUUUGGAGAGGAUCCGGGGCUCGGUGGAGAAUGGGGUUGCCCGGGCCGGCGACUCGGGGGAUAAGCAGUCCAAGGGCCCCCUGUACAGCAACGUGCUGACCCCCGAUAAGAUCCCGGAUUUCUUCAUCCCGCCCAAGCUCACCACGGUGCCGGCCGAGGCCGAGGGGGCGGAGGGGAAAGCCAAGCCCAACCUUGGCACCUCGGCCUCGGAGCAGAACCUGUCGGCCCGCAAGCCCCCGCGCAGCCCCCGCCUGCCGGUCAAGGCUGCCUCGGAGAGCAAGAACCUGCUGAAGGCCGCCAGCCGGCACAUCAUCCAGAUCGAGAGCGCCGACGAAUGGGCCUCAGAGGAGGACUUCAGCACCAACGCCGACCCCCAGGCCCAGACGGCCAUGUCCCUCCCCUAUGUGCCCAAGGCCCAGACCUCCUACGGCUUUGCCACCCUCAUGGAGAGCCCCCAUACCCGGCGCAAGGAGUCCCUCUUCCACAGCGAGCACGGCAGCCUGUGCCAGUCGCAGGCGACCUCGCCCAGCUCCCAGCGCAAGGCGGGGGCCGGCGGGGGCAAGGUGAACGGGGAGAGCGCCCGCCUGACCCCCUCCGACAUCGGCAUGUCCCUCAUGAACCCCUACCGCUACUUCAGCGGGGGGGAGAGCGACACCUGCUCAUCGGCCGAGUCCUCGCCCUUCAGCUCGCCACUGCUCUCCCGCUCCGUCUCCCUGCUCAAAAUCUUCAGCCAGGACAGCCAGGCGAAGGUCAUCAAACUCAAGCACUCGGUGGCCCGGAACAGCUCCCUCUCCACCGACGACAGCUCGGCCGACACCAGCCCCAGCUCGCAGCGGCGCAUGCGGUGUGCCACGCCCCCGGCGGGGGCGGCGGGGGGCGCCCCGGCCCAGUCCCUCCUGCCUUUGGACUCGCCGGACCGCCUGCACAAGGAGCACACCAUCCGGCUGAGCAAAGGCGGCAGCAUGCGGCUCACGGCCGAGUACGACGCCGCCAACGCCCGGCUGCGGGUGCGGGUCAUCGCGGCCGAGGAGCUGUUCGACAAGCUGUGCGACGCCCGCUCCAUCAACUGCUGCGUCUCCCUCUGCCUCAACCCGGGCAAGGUGCAGAAGCAGCGCAGCACCAUCAUCAAGAACAGCCGCAACCCCGUCUUCAACGAGGACUUCUUCUUCGACUGCCUGGGCGCCGGCAACGUCAAGAAGAUGGCCCUCAAGGUCAAGGUGGUCAACAAGGGCAGCAGCUUGAAGCGGGACACGCUGCUGGGCGAGAGGGAGCUCCCGCUCACCUCUCUGCUGCCCUUCUUAUAAGCCCGUCUUCCACCUCCCUGCCGCUCUCCUGCCCUGCUGGGAGGGGAUGGGCAGGGAGACGGUGGGGAGGAGGGAUCAGGCCACCAUGAGGGAUGAGGGGCGUGGGAUGCUCCCCCGGGGUAACGGCAUGUCCAUUCCAGGCUGUGUGUGUGUGCGUGUGUGUAGGGGGGGACAAGACUCAUCCGACUCCCCCAGGAUGGGUCUCCUUUGCUGAUCAUUCUCUGCAUGGACGUGCCUAGAGGCGGUGGCUGCCGUGUGUCCCCUCGGGAGGCCGUGAGUGGCUAGCCAGUUGUAUGCUCUUCUCUAGAGAAGUGGUGGGGAUGAGGCAUGCUGGUGGCCUACGUUCUCCGGGGCCCUGCUGGAAGGCGGGUUAUCCCUGUGCGGCUUGAGGACGGCCUCGCACGAAUGAGGCGGUAGUAGGGAUUUCAGCCUCACAGCUCUGCAACCCCUUCUCCCCCCACCCCCCCACCCCGCUUGCUUUCCUGGGAGCACUUGCCAGUCGGUUUCUCAUCCCCACGCUGGGUCCCAAGACCCGGCUGCCUUUGAGUGAGGUGUGGAAGGCCCUCGCAGACCGUUCCUGCAGGCUUGAUGUGGGGAGUGCGGGUCAGUCCGGCUGAUGCAGUGCGGCACAAAGACACCCCCCCCGCCCUACCAACAGGGGCAGGGGUGGAAGUGGCAGGGACAGCUGAUGGAGUGUAGAGCUGGGAGAACGAUGCUGCAAGGCUGAAUUCCUGCCGUGGCGGGACGGUUUCUGAGGCGCGGCCUAGUCAGUAAUGGGGAGAAGGGAUGCUCUAGGGAACAACCCAGUGCUGUCUGGUGGGGAGGGAAAAGAUGACCCCGCCAGCCUCUUCCAUCUCUAAUUUCUCUCCUCCUCGGCUGGCUGAUGGGCAGAGAGAGGGCAGGGGUUGUUGGACAGGGCUCUGCCAAGUCUCACAACAUUGAUAUGUCUCUUAAAGCUCCAGCUUCUGGAGUCUGGGGAUUGCAACAGAAUUUCCGCUUGCUUUUAAAGACCUUUCUAGCCCUCUUGGUUGUAGAGUAAAGCUUGAAGCCGUGACUCUAGCAGCUCAGAAGACAAAUAAAAUGAGCUUCAAAUUU